Molecule: messenger RNA, 14041 nt
Organism: Schistocerca gregaria
Lineage: Eukaryota; Metazoa; Arthropoda; Insecta; Orthoptera; Acrididae
Gene: MYPT-75D
Product: protein phosphatase 1 regulatory subunit 16A
Exons: 10
Coding region: 399-2009 (536 amino acids)
Cellular component (GO): cytoplasm
Molecular function (GO): protein binding; phosphatase regulator activity; enzyme inhibitor activity
Source: RefSeq, a predicted model, not a curated record
AUUAUGCAGACUGCCGUGCGUGGAAGAUGUAACACUUGUAGAAGUCGCGAUAAUUCCAUAACUUUCGCAAAAUAAACUUCAAGUGACAGGAAUACGUGAUGUGGAAGCUAAGUCGAACAAAGUCGUGCGUAGUCAAAAUAUACUUUUCAUUCACAACGACAAGAAAUUAAAAUGGGAAGCGGUAUCUUAUCAUUGUUUCCCAGGAACAACAGGUAGGAAGCAUAAGCCACGAAAGAAUGACCAGAUAAGUCGGCCUAAUAACAGCAAUGUGUACCUGACAUAAAAAGGCCUAUGCUUUAUAUGGGCAGAAGCGCCCAUACAUUUCGUGGAUCUCAAAUGACAACAAAUUUGAUUUAAGUAACGUUCAACAAUUGCAGUGAACUCCCAGAUACAGAAAGAUGGAGCAUGCAGAUCUUGUUGCCGAAAUGGCUCAUGUGGAGCACUUGAGCACUCAAGAACGCCUCCAUCUGGCCCGUCGGCGUAGGCUACAACAGCUGAAACUAUGGAGCCAGCGAGAGAAAGAAUGGAUGAGGCACAGGGGAAACUCCAGAGAAAUCAGCAAGUCAUCAAAGCGGCAUAUAUAUUUUAGUGACAGUGUAAUGCUGCUAGAAGCAGCAGCCAGAAAUGAUAUAGAUGAAGUGAGAAGACUUUUAAUGAAAGGUGUUAGUCCUGACUCAACAAAUGAAGAUGGCCUUACUGCUUUGCAUCAGUGCUGCAUAGAUGACAAUGAGGAAAUGAUGAAACUGCUUAUAGAGUAUGGAGCAAAUGUGAAUGCAGAAGAUAGUGAAAAAUGGACUCCUCUUCAUGCCGCAGCUACUUGUGGCCACUUACAUCUUGUUAGAUAUCUCAUUAGUAGGGGUGCCAAUUUACUGGCUGUCAAUGCAGAUGGAAAUAUGCCAUAUGACAUUUGUGAAGAUGAAGCUGCACUGGACUAUAUAGAGAGUGAGAUGGCACGAAGAGGUGUUACGCAAGAACUUAUUGAUGAAACACGUGCUUCCACUGAAACUCAAAUGCUACAAGAUCUGCAGGAAGCUGUUGCCCUUGAUCUGGAUAUUGAAGCCGCUGAUCAGCAGGGAGCCACACCUCUACACAUUGCUGCGGCCAAUGGAUAUCUAAGAGUGGUGGAAUAUCUCCUAGAUCAACACGUUUCAACAGAAGUCAGAGACAAUGAUGGGUGGCAGCCUGUCCAUGCAGCAGCCUGCUGGGGUCAUCUGGAGGUUUUGGAAAUGCUGGUACAGAAUGGCGCUGAUCUGAAUGCGAAAACACACCAUGAUGAAACUCCUGCAGAUAUCUGUGAAGACCCAGAACUCCGAGAACGCAUCCUUCAGUUACGUACUGAACAAGAAACAAAACGAAUGCAAGAAGCAAAGAAGGGUCGUGUAAAACGUUCACAGUCAAAUACGCGUACACAGUCUGUGAGAAGAACAUCCAUCCGUGAUAAAGUUCUUACCACAAAGAAAGACGCUGUUGAAGAAGCUAGGUUGAGGUUGCAAGCCCGGGAAGUGUUUGCUCCUCAACCGGAUGAUGGGGACUCACGUGCAGCUUCUGACGUAUCAACAGAAAACUUUGUCAAUGGCAAUGUAGCACGCCCGGGACAAGAAGUUGUGCCAAAUGCUGCUCGACAUGCACCUGAUGGCAAGGAUGAUUCUAGUGGAAUGACUGCUGUUGUAGAAGCCCAAGAUGUGAAAGGUCCUCCAUCAGCUCUAGAAAUACCUGCAGAAACUAGUUAUGUGACUGAAGGAAAUGGUAAAAUAAACAUAAACGUCACAGUGACAAUCAAUGCAGGAACAUUGGCUGACUUAAAGAAACAACGAGCACAGAUUAGAAACAGCAGUCCAACAGAAGUGACUGGUGGUUCUGCACCACUGUUACUAUCUCCUGCAUCAGUGACAGGAUCUGACAUGCUACUGACUGACAGCUCUGCCUCACCACCUGUGAGGCGUUUCACUGGUAACACUAGUGAAAUUGUUGGUGAUCCACGUACCCGCCGUUGCUGCAUCAUCUCGUAAGGAAUGACCUUGUGCGUUUAGGCAGCAGAGAGAGAGAGAGAGAGAGAGAGAGAGAUUGUGAAAUUGUGAUUGCAUUGUGAUGCAGAAAUAUCUGAAUGUUGUGUUCAUAUGCAGCUGUAUUGAUGUAAUUCAAAACCAACAUCUAUUUUUUUAAAUGUUAUUUAUAUUACUGUUAUAAGAAAUUAUACACAAAAGUUGAAUACUUGUCAUGGUAUGAUGUUAAUCUAGCUGUUCCGUGUGUAUUUACUGUUGUUCUUGAACACAUUCAUGUUUACCUGUUUAAGGAAGUAAUUUUUACAUGGAAGAAGAAUGUGUUAUAAGAGGUUACUGAUUUUUGUACAUGUGAAAUAGGGAUGCAAGAACACAUGAUGUAUGUUCUUUAGGAAUUCACAUCUUUCAUUCACUUUAUGUCAUCUCAUCUCUUGAAACCCGUUUGCCCUUUCUCAGUAACAAAAUCAUGAUCGAGUAAAUGAUGACCAUUAAUUAAUUAAUUAGAACAUACAAGAGUGCAAAAUAUCUUAAGUGACUUUCAGCUAUACUUUUCAGAGUAGAAAUAACUGUAUGCAUUAGUAGGAGAAAAUUAUUUUUGAUCUUUGUAAACAGUAUGUUUAAGGUACCAAAAAUGAUGGAUGUAAUUAUCUGCAGAUAGAAAUAUUAAUUUUCAAGUUUUCCUGCAGAACCAGGCCUUGGACUCAGGGCCAUGUGCAAAUAUCUUAUUGGCAAUAUUUGUGUUAUUUAGUUUGUUGCCAUCAUCAAGUAGUACCGAGAUAACAAGAAAGUGCCCCAUAUAUUCACAGUGUAGUUAGCCCCUCCCUUGUACUGCGUUUGAUAAUCUGUACAAUUCUUGUUGUCUGCAAAUACACCUCUUAUGGUCCAUUAACAUAUUUUUUUAAUGUAUACCUCAAGUCGUUCUACAUUCCUGAAGGUUUUCCUUCUUGAUUAGAUGGACAGAACAUGACGAAUGAAUGAAUGAAUGAAUGAAUGAAUCAAUCAAUCAAUCAAUCAAUCAAUCAAUCAAUGGUGUGCACUGUUUGUUUCCUACCUUCUCAUCCAGGUCUUCAGUAAACAUUUCACUCCUAUAGCUGGUGGUAAGAUUCCAGGCAUUCAUUUUUCAGUCUGAUUUAGAUAUCUUCUUGUUUCUAUAUGAAGACUGCUCGCACUGCAAAUGUAGGGAGUGUAGGUAGUAUAACGGCAGUCUGUGCAUAGUCUAGUCUGAUUCAAAGUGCCAGGAGUUGAGAAUGUUAAAAUUCUCAGUGUGCUCCUGAGUGUUGGAACUGGCAUUAAAUGCUUAUCCAUAUUGAUCUUAAUUUAUGCUUCUGUUGUUAUAAUUAAAACAGCUGGUCUCUUUUGCAUUGAUUGACUUAUUGUUCAACCUAAAACCUGCCACAACUGCUAUCCUACUGGGCUAUGUGUCUGCUGGCAGGUUGUACAGAGUUGGUGUCCAGCCGCUCUAUUAAGAAGCUUUUCUAUCAGUUUUUAUUCUAUGGUAUCCCUUAUUACAUUAUCUUAUAACUGUCAGAUGUGAGCCAAAAUUUGAGUCUCGUUAUAACUUGUCUCAUGUUCUGUCUCUGAUGACUGCUGCUAAUAGGAGAUUAAGACUAAUUUUCCUUCCUUCAUCUCAUGUUAUAGUUGAAGGCAGUGCUGUGCUACAGCCUAUUUGCUAGACACUAUGAGGCUCAUGUGUCUUUGUUGUCUUCUUCAUCACCUAGUUUUCUCUUUGACAUAGAUUAUGCCAAAUUCACAAAAAAAUUUAAUAAAUUCCAAUAUAACAACGAAAACAAUCAAUUAUUGUCAAAAUAAUUUAACUGGAUAGAUAAAAAAUCUACUCACCAAGCGGUGGCAGAACACACACAUAAGAAACAGUUGUGAUUGGAAGGCUUUUGGAGCUGGUGGCUCCGCCUUCAGGCAGAAGGGUUGAAGGGGAAGGAAGAGGGGAGAAGGAAAAGGACUGGAGAGGUCUAGGAAAAGGGGUAGAUUUUGGUAAAAGUCACCCAGAACCAUGGGUCAGGGGAGACGUACCACACAGAAUGAGAAGGAAGACUCACUUGGGUUUACAAAAAUCUGAAAUUUGUUGCCAUCCUUGUGAAUGUGGUAUGACCUCUCUAAGACAUACAGUUGGAAAUACUGAGAUCUUAUAUGCAGGAUGUCAAAGGGUCACAAUGAGGCUGGGAGUAAAUAUUGUGUUAGUGAACACACACACACACACACACACACACACACACACACACACACACACACACACACACACACACUUUAAUUAAUGACUUAUGUAGAUAGAGAACAAACAUACAACCGUGUUCAUUGCCUUAGCUAGAGAUGAUGAUGUACAUGAGAGGAAGGGAUUCUAAAUAUCUUAUCUUUUACAUUGAUUUAUUUCUGGCUUUUAAAUUCACAGUGAAAUAGCUGGAUAUCACACCAUUAAAUGACUUUUAACUUCAUGCCCAUAUAAUUCCAAAGUUUCUUAAGAUAAUUUCUAGGUGGCAAAAUAUUUUGAACAACUUACCGUAAUAGAAAUAUGCCUGCCUGUUUCCUCUAUUUAAAAUAAGGAAUUUUUCAGAGAAAAAUUUUUCUAUUUCUUUCUGCUUAAGUUAGUCAUUUUUUCUGCAAUCUUGUGGAAACUUUUGUCUUGGUAAUUUCAUGAUGGGGUGUAGUCGUUUUCAGUGCAUAGUCAUUAGACUAAGGAAAUAUAUUACUGGCAUGUGAAUUUUCACUUUGUGUACACUGUUGUGAAAACUAGAUCACAAUCAAGAUUUGAACAUUUUUCCUGUGUUGUGGGCCAUGAGAGAUGUCUAAAUAGCUCACUCAGUAAGAGCUGUGUCAAGGGCAAGAGGAACAGAUUAAAGUUAAAGUGCAGUACACAAUUUUAACCUAUCAGGAAUAAGUAUGACAGCAUUCCUUACUGUAGAAUGAAAGAUUUAGUUCUCAUAGACUGUUUUGUACAGGUGGUGUAGUGGUUUUCAGUGCAUAGGGGUUAAACUAAGGAUACUUGUUUUGUCACGUUUAAGUCAACAUCAUGAACAAUGCAGAUCAAAGCUGCAUUGUAGAGUAUGGUGUGUCAUAAGUACAUUAGGCUUAUAAAAAAUAAAAAUUUGAGUUCCAUACUCAGUCUGGCACACAAUUAUAAUCUGUCGCAAACUUUCAUAAAAAGAUCAGACAAUUUUUUACAUAAGAAAUUUCAUGGUUAAUUUCAAGGUAUUGGCAUUAAGCUGUUAGUGUUUUUAACAUUUUAAGCAGGUUCCAUUGCCUAUUUCUAGUACUAAUCUGAGAAAUGAAAUGAAUGUGAUAUCUAUCUUGGUGAGGGUACUUUAUAAUUUCGAGAUCUGUAACCACAGAGAAAAAUUUGCAAGACAGUCUUCAUAAACAGUUACAUGUUACUGCAGAAGUCUAACACAUGGUUGCAGAUAAGAUUUUUUUUCAAGCUGUGUUUCCUUGCACGGUUUUCGCUGAGCUACGCUCACAUUCCAUAGAACGUCAGAUGUUAAUAGAAAGAAGUUAUGAAGGAAGAAUAACAUAUUUUUGUAAUGCAUAAUAAGGUAUAACUGUUAUAUUAAUUAUAUCUAUCUGUCUAAUAUAUCACAUUUAUGCAAAGUUUUAACACAAUUUUUGGCACUAUGUUUUGUUCCUAGUAUGUUAAAUUCAAUCCAGUUUUAUUUGGAUAUAGAACCUUUAACUAUUAAAUUAUACAGACAUUUGGUAAUAUUAUUUACAGUCAAAAAAACUGGACAUAAAUAGCAACCUUUCUCUUUUAAUCAAAUUGAGCACAAAUGAAAGUGGUGCAGUGGUUAUAAGGCCCUGAUUCCCAUUCGGGAGAAGCAGAAAUCAGAUCACACAAAAUUUAGGUUUUCUUUGGUUUUUGUAAAUCAUGUAAGGUGAAGUCAAUUAUGGUUCUUUUGUAAAGGCCCUAGUUGAUUUCCUUCUUCAUUCUUGUCCAGUCAGACCUAAUGCUUCAUCUGUGACGACUGUCAUUGAUGGAUGUUGAUCCCUAAUCUUUCUUCCUCCCCCUGGAAAAGAACCACUCAGUUUCUCUAUUGCUACUCUAAACAGUUAUGUUCUCUUUCUGUAUUUAAUUGAAGCUAAACUGGUGUUAUAGUGAGGAGAUAAAGUAAUGGAACUUUUAAAUAAUGAGGUAGGAAGUUGUGGAGAUGCGUUGAAAUUUAUUUUCGGCAGUCCCUGGUAUGUAAAUUCUCUUUCAUUGGUUGUUUCAUCCGCCUAAGAGAAAUUUCUCAUUAGCUGACUUACGUUUCAUUAAGUACAGUACAUUAAAACCAAAUUCGUGACUUACGUAUCAUUAAGUACAGUAAGUACAUUAAAACCAAAUUCGUGUGUAUGCAUAUGUUCCGCUCCCAUAACUAAUAUCAUUGUUUUCAUGGGCAAGCACAGUUUAUCAUUAAAUCAUUAAUUACAAACAAAAUUCUUAAUAGUCAAAAUAAGAGCCCUUUGUUCGUUGUGUGUUGACAGACCUGCCUGUUCUUUCUUAUUUUUAAUCAUUUUGAGGUUUUUUGUUUAAAAUACAUGAGUCAUUCUCAGAAGUAUUAAUAACUAUGCAAUAACAUGUCUAUAAAUAUGCACAAAUGAGGCCUGUCUAAAAAGUAUCUGACCUUUGGCUAAAAAAAUAUUUCGAGAACAUGACGUGGUUGGGAUCCUAAUCGCCUUCAAAGUAGGCCCCUUGUGCUUGCACACACUUAGCUCAGCAAUCCUUCCACUGCCUGAUACACCUCUGGAAGUCUUCCUUUGGAAUGGUGUUCAGCUCUGUCGUCGUGUUCUGCAUUAUCUCUUCUCUGCUCUCAAAAUGGGAUCCUUUCAGUGGCGUCUUCAAUUUUGGAAACAACCAGAAGUUGCAAGGAGCCAUGUCUGAAGAGUAGGGAGAUUGGCAAAUUGCUGUAAUUCCAUGUUUGGCCAAGAAAUUUAGGAUCAAGUGGGAUGAAUGUGCGGGGGCGUUGUUUUGAUGCAGUUGCCAGUUUUUCACUGUCUACGUGUCUGAUCUUUUGUGCUGAACAGCGUCACGGAGUCGACAGAGAACAUCUUUAUAAUACUCAUUUGUCACUGUUUGUCCUUCCAGUGCAUAUUCGUAACGCACAAGUCCACGGACAUAAGAAGACAGUCAGCAUCACCUUGAUUUUGCUUCGCACCAGCCACCCUUUUUUCGGGCUUGGUGACUCGGGAUGCUUUCAUUGUGAUGACUAUCUUUCUGUUUCUGGGUAGUACCCGUACACCUAUGACUCAUCUCCAGUUAUCAGUGUUCAGAAACCAAGGAUCAGUGUUGGUGGUGCCCAGGAGGUCCUGUGCAGUGUCAAAACAGAGGUAUUUUUGUUCUGGCAACACCAACUUGGGCACAAAUUUCACAGCCAGUCGGAGCAAGUUCAAAUCGUCACAAAAAAUUGCAUAUGCAGAAUCUUUAUUCACUCCAACCUAUUGGGCAACCUCCCACACAGUCAAACAACGAUCUACCAUCACCAAAUUUUGCACUUCCUCAGCAACAGCUGCACUCCGAGCAGUUUGGGGCCUGCCAGAAUGCUGGUCACUUUCCGCUGACGUGCAGCAAUUUUUGAAUUGGUUGAACCACUCCUUAAUUUGUGUUACACCCAUCGCAUCUUCUCCAAACACCUGCUGAAUCUUACGAAUAGUUUUGCUUUGAGAAUCACCAAGCUUUUGACAAAAUUUGAUGCAGUAUCUUUGCUCAACACAUUCAGUCAUCUUGAGAGAAUCGGUAAUCUGACGAAUAUGUUGUGUAGCACCUCACUCAGCGACCGAUAGGCAGCGACUGAUGCACUGGAAGGCAAGGACAAAAUUCACGCAUUCGCAUAAAGGUAUCUUCUUUUACUGUGUACAGUGGUGCUGUGCUGUCGUCUAUUUUGCUUGGGAAAAUCGAAGGUCGGGUACUUUUUAGGCAUAGAUCGUAUUUUAUUGAGGGCAAAUGGAAGAAAAUUAUGGCAUAGAACUCACAGUUAUCAAUACUAUACACAAAUGUCAUCAUGUUAAUGAAAAGUUAAAAUAAUUAUCAGGUUGAUAAACAUGUUUCUUUGAAAUUUCAAAGUACUCCAUUAAUUUCUGUGAUUGGAGGAAUACAGAAAUAAGUAAGGCUAACUCAUUUUAUGACUCACAAGAGAAAUGUAUAGAUCUAGCUUGGGAGAGAAGAAUAUAAUGACAAAAUUGAAUCUUCUGAAAGGUUUAGACAGUUUGUGUGGAAGCAUGUAGUUUGUUAGAGACUCAGUGCUGUGUGACUUCUUUGCCUUAAUACCAGUUUGUAGUCUGAACUUCAAAAAGAUGUUUACCUCCUUGAAAACCACAAUAUUUGAUUGCUGUAACAUUGCAGAGCAAAUGCUUUUGAUGUGUCCAUGCUACAGUUCCGAGAGAAUUGUUUGUGACUUGGUCACAGUUGAAACGAAUGUAUAGCUUGUUAUAAAGUUGACUGUUUAUCUCUUAUAGUUUUGAGUGUUAGAUUCAUGGAACAGCUAGAUAAUAUUUUUAUACAAGAUUUUGUGUACUUAUUACUAUUGUUUUCUAAUUUGUACUAUUGGUUGUGGAUUGUACUUACUGUGACUGGAUAAAGUUGUGGCUAUUUUUACUUAUUUAUUUUUUAUAUUUUUCAAGGUCUGAAGGCCUAAGUAAAGAACUGAUGUUAACGGAGAUCUAUAUAGAAGAUGCAUAAAUGUUACAGGCCUAAUUUAAUUUUUUUUUAUUAUAUCAUACAUCAUAUGUAUAUCAUACGUAGUAAUUGACUCCUUUGAAUAGAAGCAACACAACAAAAAGGGAGAGGAGUGUGUGUGUGUGUGUGUGUGUGUGUGUGUGUGUGUGUGUGUGUGUGUGUGUGUGUGUGGUGUGUUGACACACUUUAAACUGAAGAUGAAAUAAUAUUUCAGGAAGACUGCAUGUGUGUUAAUUAUUUGCCUUUAUUUGUAUGGAAUGGGUUUCAUUUCUUCUAAUACAAAAUAACACUGUCCAAACUGUGAUUUUAUAUAAACAUUCCACUUAAAUGUUUUAUUUGUACUGCAUACAGUAUUAUUAAAGAAAAACAGUAUUUAAUGAUAAAUUAUGGCACAUACAGUGUAAGACCUGGGCAGUGAUUACAGAAAACAUGCAUUUUUAUUGAAUAAUUUAAAUAUCUUGUAUUAUACACUAACUUUUUUUUUCUUUUUUCCUCAUAUAAUUUAUGUUCUGCUGGCCACAGCUGUAUUUCACAGAACAUUGAUGCCUGGUCAAAAUUGGAACAUCAAACACAAAAUAUUUCGUUUUUGUGGCACAUUUAGCAAAUGUUGUAAGUGCUGUGGUUAAAUAAUGAAAUUAAUAUUAAACUAAGAAAGUUGGAUGUUUACACAUACAGAUUUACAUUUACAUUCUUUUCAUAGAUCUAUUGCCUGUUUGUACCUUUUUUAUUGUCUGUCUGCUUCAUGUUAGUCACCGAUCCCGUUAAGAAAGUAAACGCAGGCUUGAAAGCAAUGUACUCAUUGUUACUGUUGAUUUGGACAUGAUUGAUUUUUGAUUUUUCACUACACACAUGUGUAUGUCAUUUGGUUUUCUUGUUUGUAGUUGUUAUUUCACUUCACUGUUUUAGUUUAUAUUCUGCAGAUGAUGAUACCUGCAAAGGAAAAGCAGUGGUAGGAUUUGUAACAAAAAAGAAAAACUCAGAUCCUUCAGUCUAGACAUUUUAAAAAAUAUAUAUACAGUUCCUGUUCAAGACAUCGGAAAAAUAUUUUGGACACUUUCUUAAGAAUGUAUGACUCUCACAUUAAAAAAGUGCAAUUGGAAUAUAGGAGUUGCACUAGUGGUCUAUUACAGUGCAAACUUAAUGUAGUAUGUUUUUUCAAAAGAAAAGCUGCUCCCAAUCAGAGAUUUUUGUGUGAAGUAUUUCAAGAAAUUGUCCCAGUCUAAAUUGGCAUUUCUUAUUUGAUGAGCACUGCCCAAAACUAAGCUGAUAAGCCUCAGCACUAAUGCAACCUAUAUGUUUUCCUCCAGAAAGUGUCCCCAACUGCAUUGUAAACACUUGUAAUAGCACACUGACAAGUGUACAUUCCUUGUGCAGAUUCCAGACUUGUAAUACAAUAUUGAAUCCUCACCAUUCUCAUUCCAGAUGUUCAAAUACUGAUUUAUAUUCAGCCAUUACUGUCUUAUUUAAAUGUUACUGCUUUGUUGUUACUGUUGGAGCAUUUCAUAUGAGAUGCAGUCAGUACUUGUGGUAUCUUAACAUGUAAAGAUGAUCAGUCAAUGUAAUGUAUAAACCUUCUGUUGCACUUGUAAACUAAAUAUUUGAGGCAGAACAAGAGAAGCGAGCAGAUCAUGGAGGUUAGUUACAAAUUAGAUCUGAGAUGACAGCAUGUCUUUCAAUCUCUCUGGUCUAACCCUGUGGAAGGGUGUAGUGCCAUUACAUGGUAAGCAACCUGAUGACCCAUCUACAUGAAGGUCUGUCUUGGCAAGGUGACCUGCUUGCUGCAAGCCCAUCCUGGUCAAGAUUUUAAUAUGACCUAUCCACCUUAAUAGUGCACUUCCUCAGAGUCUUCAGCUGUCGACUGUUACGUCUAUCAUUAUUCUAUUGACUGUUCCCUUCUGGCGAUUGACCAAAAUAUUUCAGUUUGUUUUGGUUGACAAGGGUCAACAGUCUUGUUUUGAUGCUGAACUACCUCAGGAUCAAUUCAUUAAUACAAUGUGCUAUCAAUGUUAUUUGAAGUAAUCUUCUGUAGCACUACAUUUCCAGAGUAUCAGUCUUGCAGCAAUCUGCCAUCAUCAUCAUCCAAGUUUCUGCUGCAUUUGUCAUGAUCGAGAAGUUUAGCAUUCGGACAAGGGUGAGCUUUGUCUUGUCAGUGGUGGAGGUGAUAUAGAUGCAACCAAGUUUUUCUGUAGAGUUCCUUGCAGUCGAAAUGCACCUACUGAUCUCUGUCUCCAGUAACAGUGACACAGAUCCUAAAUAGCAUAACCAGUCAUAAUUGAAAUCUGAUUUAGAACUGGAGCGAAAUUUUCUAUUAUAGGAUCCAUUUACAUAACAUUAAAAGAUUGCCUUAUGGAAUAUUAUAGUGUGCAAAAAUGAUAGUCCAUUUUAGAAGUAACUUAUUACUUUUGAUAGUAAAAUAGUAUGCAGGAAAGGGGAUUUCAGAUCAUGGAAUACAUUUUGCAAACAAUAAAAAAGUGAUUGCAAGCAGCUAUUUCCUCUUAAUCUUGUGGAAAAGAGAACACUGCUGGUUCUAAAUAACAUUAUCCCAUUACAGAAAAAUGAGCUUGCAAAAUUUAUUUUUUCAGCAAAUAGUAAUACUGUUACUAGUUGUUAAGAGUUUAAAUUGCAAUGCAUCCCAAUUUUUUUAAAAAUAUUUUCUUAUAGAGUAGAGAAAGUGAAUAAUUGCUGUUAGAGGCCAACAGUGUUUGUGUUUAAGAUUUGUUGUAAUGUAAAAGUUUUCUAACAGAAAAUAAAUACAAGAAUAAGCUGCAUUUAGUAGAUAUGUAUUGAGUCACAGAUGACCAUAGAAAACUACCAAACCUGAAGAGACUGUCGUUGUGUAUUAAGAAUAAGUCUAGAAUACUGCUAAGAUGUUCCUUUAUAUGUGACAGAAGAGUUACUCAUAAAACAAGUUUACAGUACGAUAACAGAUUAGUUAUAUAAACUCAUGCAAUUUUUAAAAAUUACGGGACAGCAUAAUUUUCUGCUGUACGAUUUUAGUUCCGUAUUCUCUGUUUGCACUCACCAGUUCUAAAUUGUAACACAUUGGCUUAGAUUGCAGACACUGCUAUAUUUUUUGGAAGCCAGAAUAAAAAAAAAAAAUAUUUGUGACUUGGUAAUUGGAAGGCAUUUUCUUUAAAAUCAAAAACAAAAAUAAAAAAAACCACACACACACAUAGCAAAAUGAUACAGGAGCUCUGAUUUAAUAUUUUUGUAAAUGCUAAAUUUAAGUCUUCCUACUGGACAUAUCAUAUUGCAUUUUUUUAAUUUACGUGCAGUUAAGAUGUUUCCUGUGAGUGUUUAUUGAUGAAAAAAAAAAAAAAAAGCACAGUAACCUAAAAGAACCUUUCUGCAAGUAUGAUGAUACAGUACUAGGAUUAACUGAUUUGCUUCACAAGAUAAAUAUGCUGUUAUAUAGUAAAUAGUAUUGCAGAAUGAUGGAAAAGGAAAAUAGCAAAAAAUCCCUAAUAUGUGAUAAUACGGAGGAAAUGAAGCACAGCACACUGUGCAAGUGCAAUUGGCACAUUCCAAAACAUAUUUUCUUUGAUAAAACAUAAAAAUUCAAGUCUUAAAAAAAAAAAAAAGGUCUUGCAAACAAAGCUUCCUAACGAACAAAAUAAGGAGCACUAAGUAUUGUCAGCCACCAUAUAUUUUGAUUAUAGGUGGUGUUUACUAUACAGCCAAUCCAUUCCAAGGCUCUAAAUGUCAUCUGUGCCUUUAAUUUCAUUUCCUCUCUUCAUUUGAAAGAAUUGUAACAACCUUAAUAUUAUUGUCGUUUUUGUACAGUCACACAGGGAAUCUUUGUCUUGUAUUAAAUCUUAAAGUCUGAUUUGUCCUUAAUGAAAAUGCACAUGUGUAAUGUCACAACAAUGCCUGUCUAGGGCUGCAUUAAGUGGUUGUUACUAGCUGUAAUGUAAAGUAUAAGCCAAUUUGUGUCUAAAAUUUUCUAAAUUGAUUUAGUUACGGUACUUUUAUUUCUAUGUACUAAACAACAGUAUUUGCUUUGUACAGAUGCUAAUGUGAGAUGUAAAUGCACAAUAUUAUUUAACAGAAUGUGCAAUAACCUACAAGCUAGCAAAGUCAGUUGUCAAUACAUGCCGUAGAAGACAGUAGCAGAUAUUGCAAAAAUUAGGUAGUUAAAAGUGGAAAACUUCAUCCAACUACAUCUGAUGAAUUUCAGAUGUUAUUUGUACAUCCCAUUUUUUGCAGAAUACUGUUUUGUACCUUAAGUAAGCAUAUAUUGCGUUUCUUAACCCAACAGCUUGUUAUCACCUUUCAGAAUCAAGAAUGGGCAAAAGAAAGAAACUGUUUGUAUGUGUAACUAAACAGCUGGUUUGUUCAUAUUCCACAAUUCAUUCUGUUUAUAUUGUUUUAUCAGAGAUCUUAUGUUACACAGUCUAAGAUGGAGUCUUCAGAGUGUGUAAAUAAAUGUAAGUCUCAGCUCGCUGUUGUAAUGUCUGCAUGUAACACUAUUCAUAGUACAGCAUAUCUUUGAAAAUGGUUUUUAACAAAAAUGGUAUAAUACAAUAAAAUUAUGGAUCAACAAAUCCACUCAUAAUAAAAUGACAUCAGAAUCUCAAUGUAAACUACUGCUGUGUAAAUACGUGAAAACAGUAUUUUACCACUUCCAAACUAUGUAUAAUAUUAUUGACAAAAACAGGUAGAACUGAUCAUUUUAAUCCGCAUUCCUUUGUUAUUUCAAAAAGGAGACUUUCAAAUAUACCAGAAGUUACAGAGAUUCACUUUAGAUGUACUAUUUUUAUCAAAUUCUGCAAUCUUGGUACUCUGUUGUUUUAAAUCCACAACUAAUAUAUACAGACUGCUUUAUACAAGUUGACUGAUAAUAAUGGAAAAUAUGCAUUGUACAGGUUUUGUUACUGAAUUCACAUUUUUCAGACAUAUUGAAUCUAGUUUUAGGAAUUACAUGAAGUGUUCCAGAGUUUUAAACAUGUAAGGUUAAUAUUUUGCAGAAGUGUUUCUCAGGUCAUCAGUCCUCAACAGUUUGUCGUAUUAUGAAAUCUAUGGCUCUUAUUCCAAUCACUUGGCUCUCAUUAUUGCUCAUUAUUGUUAUUAUCAUGCAAUACAUAUUUUUGUAUAGUUUAAGAUUUAGUCUUAAAAAUACAUUCCAGUGGCAGCUUGCCUAAAAGUUUGAAUUAGUUUUAUAAUUGUAAACUUGGUGUGUGGCUCUUGUAUAAAGUACAAUCAAAUUCGAAUUUGUAUGGUGUAAGGCAUUAAUUUGCUGUAAUUGUGCAAUAUAAAUGUAUUAUAAAAAGGUUAAAAUAUAAUUUGUCAUUUGAAGAACUAUAAAUGUGUUAUAAGAAGGUUAAAACAUAGUUUCUCUUUUGAAAAAUGUGUAAUGUUGAAUUGUUAAUAAAAUAAGUGCAUUGAA